GCGGAAGGAAUAUCCAGAUUUACACAACAAAGAUGGCGGCGCCCUGUAGAUAUGCGACGAGGUCGGCCGCAAAAGGUUUUUGCCAGGUCUGGCUACAGCAGUGGGCACAGGCACCUGUGCGCCCAUCCCUCUCUUGUCUACCUUGUCCGCAAGCUAUGUGUCAAUGGAGACAUCUGCACGGGAGUCAUACUCCAGCUCUGACAAACAUGAAGGUGGAAUCACACAAAGCAACUGGACAGAACAAUAACAAGACAGAAUCCAAAACAAAACCAGAAGAGGAUGAGGAAGAGGACGACGGACCAGAAUACAUCCCAAAGAGAAAGGCAAAAAACCCUAUGAUCAAAAUAGGUUAUGCAUGGAUGAUUGGGUUGCCCACUGGAAUCAUCAGCUUCAUCCUUGCCAAGAGAGAAGUAGACAAGAACCGACUAAAACAGCUACGGAUCCGGCAAAGAAUGAAGAAUGCUAAUGAAGGAGAAUACGAGAGUAACCGAUACAGGACCAUUUCAAAAAUGGAGUGAAAAACAAAAGCCUUUUUAUGGAAUUGUUGAAUGUGCACCAAAGUGGGUAGCACAGCUUUCAACUUACCCACAGUGAAACUGAUUUAAUAUUCUUUAGGAAAUGCCCUAGAAAUAUCAGAAAUACUGCAGGGCAGAUAAUGGGCACAUCAGCAAAGAAUGUUUGGCAACAGUUAUCACAAUUGAAAUGAUAGGUGUCAGACCAAAAAUUGCUAAAAGCCAAGUUGGCUAAUGGGCAAAAUGACAACACUUGAAAUAUGCAUAGCAUAUGGCCCCUCCGAUUAUGUAUAUAUGGGUAUGAUUGAAUAUAUGUUGAUGUAUAUAAAUACAGUAAGGACUAUUUGAGGUGUGUGAAUAAACUACCAUUCAUUGACCAAAA
Molecule: messenger RNA, 894 nt
Organism: Clupea harengus (Atlantic herring)
Lineage: Eukaryota; Metazoa; Chordata; Actinopteri; Clupeiformes; Clupeidae
Source: RefSeq, a predicted model, not a curated record